CCUGGACGCCACAUCUGAGUUUCAAGAAAAACCUCUCAGAGACACCACUGCUGGCACCAUGGACACAGAAACCCGUGAGGAGUUGUCAGGUGUCUCAGGCCUCAUUAAGGACACCACUUUAUUUCUCAUGGAUAAACUGAUCCCAGAGGAUGUGCAGUAUCUGGCUACUGAAGAUGAAGCAUGGGAGGUGUUCCUGGCUGAGACUAAUUUGUCCAGGGAAGAGGCUGAUGAGCUGCGUCAAGCUCUGAAGAAGCUCACAGCAGUCAUGGCUGUAGAGGAAAAAGAGAAGUUCCAGAAAGACCUGCAGGAGUGA
Molecule: messenger RNA, 313 nt
Organism: Castor canadensis (American beaver)
Lineage: Eukaryota; Metazoa; Chordata; Mammalia; Rodentia; Castoridae
Source: RefSeq, a predicted model, not a curated record